Pomacea canaliculata is the source of this 4058-nucleotide messenger RNA. RefSeq names its product solute carrier family 15 member 2-like. Bases 380 to 2623 code for a protein of 747 amino acids. Gene Ontology annotation, cellular component: membrane. The transcript is spliced from 24 exons. Gene Ontology annotation, biological process: oligopeptide transport; transmembrane transport. The record is from RefSeq and is a predicted model, not a curated record. Gene Ontology annotation, molecular function: dipeptide transmembrane transporter activity. NCBI's taxonomy places the organism in Eukaryota, Metazoa, Mollusca, Gastropoda, Architaenioglossa, Ampullariidae.
ACAAAAUCCCAGUGUGUACAGGGAAGGGAGGCUAUCAGCACCCUGUGCUAUCUUCGCUAUCACUAAAGUAACGGUAUCUUCUUAGUUAAGAGCACAACCUACGUUCAUUGCUUGCUUCAGUUGCUUCUACAUUUCGUUUAUCAUUGUGCAAGGAACAUUAUAGCAUUGUAGUGUGGAAAGCAUAACGAUUUCUUCGAAAUGGAAAGCUACCAUAUGUGAACAUCUGUCAUUAGUAUUUAAUUGCCAAAAGAGUGUUUAUAAUUCAAGGAAGAUGAAUAGUGGAAACUAUGGCGCCACAGAAGGUCAGAAUAACUCUCAAAGCUUUGAAAAAAAAGUUCUUCUCUCCUCUUAAUGCUGCUUGGAUUGCGAUCUAGCCAAGAUGUUGGAAAGUGAUCAGGAUGAAGAUGUACUUUUUGAUGUUCCUGGCAGGCAGGGGGAAGAUGAACAUUUACUUAGGAGCCCAAAAGUCAGCGAAAAGAAAGCUGGAGCUAGACCUGUGCAAAAAAUCAAAAACUUCUUUAACAGAAAGUCUCAAUACCCGACCAGUGUUUUCUUCAUCUUAGGUACAGAGUUUUGUGAAAGAUUUAGCUACUAUGGGCUGAGAAGCAUUCUGGUACUGUAUCUAACACAGUGGCUUGGUAUGGGCAAAAAUGCGGCCACAGCCAUGUUUCAUACCUUCAGCUUUUUUGCCUACUUCUCUCCCAUAUUUGGGGCAGUCAUUGCUGACAGCUUUCUAGGCAGAUACAGGACCAUUCUGUACAUUUCAGCAGUGUAUGGUUUGGGAUGCACCAUUUUAUCACUCACAGCUUUGCCACCACCAGAAGUACCUGGUCCAGUUAUAGGACUACUACUCAUCUCUCUGGGCACUGGUGGCAUCAAGCCAUGUGUAGUAACUUUUGGAGGUGACCAGUUCACCAGUGACCAGGUGAAGCUGCGCAACACAUUUUUCUCAAUAUUUUAUUUAAUGAUCAACCUUGGAAGUGUUAUAUCGACUCUUAUCACUCCAAUUCUUAGAGCGGAUGUGCAUUGCAUUCAAGACAGUUGUUACCCUCUUGCAUUUGCUGUGCCUGCAUUACUUAUGUUUAUAUCUGUUGUAAUAUUUUUUGCUGGGCGACACCAGUACAAACAUGUUCCACCAACUGGAAGUCUUUUCACAAAAGUGUUCAAGUGCAUCCUGCAUGGCAUCCAAAUGAAAUGCAAGUACAGCAAGUAUCAGGAAGGAAAAAACCAUUGGCUGGAGUAUGCAGGAGAUAAAUAUGAGAUGUCAUUUAUAGAAGAUGUGAAACGGUUGUUGAAUGUUCUAUGGCUGUUUCUACCUCUGCCUAUAUUCUGGGCUCUCUAUAAUCAGCAAGGUUCCAGAUGGACUUUGCAAGCAGCAGAGCUGGAUGGCAGGAUGGGAGCUCUGGGAAGACUGAAGCCAGACCAGCUACAGGCACUAAAUCCCUUGCUUAUAAUCCUUCUGAUUCCAGUUUUUGAAAAAAUGGUUUAUCCUUUAUUGGAAUCUUGCCGCAUCCCAAACAGCCAAUUACAACGCAUGGCAGCAGGCAUGACAUUUGUUACCAUUUCAUUUUGUCUGGCAGGACUGGUGCAGAUUAAAAUUGAUGACUUAAAAGACACACCUUUGUCAGGAAAUGCUGGCUACACCAUUCUCAAUGCAGCUGACUGUCCCAUCCAUAUUGAUGGUACCCCAUCACCAUUCUUCUCUGGCACCAUACAUCCUCUUCAGGCAUCACCUUACCAGCUGACUAGUGCAGGCCAAAAGGAAGUAUCACUUAGCUGUGAAGAUCAGACACAGUCUUUUUCAGUCAACAUGGAGCCAAACAAAUCUUGGCGCUUGAUUUUGACUGGAACUAAUAAUUCCUUGUCUUUAAGAAAAUUUGAAGACAGAAGGCAAAAGAGCUCAGAUGGACAAGCUCUUGUGAGCGUUGCAGACUUUUCUCAUUUGAGCCAUACUUGGUAUGAUGUUCACAUUGUGCCCACCAGUAACUCAAAGGCCAGAUAUGUCAAUUUCAACAUCUCCAUGAACAACGCGACAGAAUUUCAGGAGCUGGAACCAGGAGAUUAUGAUGUAGCUCUACCUGCAAAGGACCAUGAGGGCCACAUCACAUGGAAGAAGUCUGGACAGCCAUUUACUUUAGGCAGUGGAGGAGUGUACACAGUUGUUCUUCUUGACACUGUUUAUGGAGAGUCUGCUAACGUGAGCGUGAUAGUGUUCAUGACGGUGCAGGAGAAUUCCUUGUCUAUGUUCUACAUGGUACCUCAGUAUAUUGUCAUCACAGUUGGGGAAAUUAUGUUCUCCAUCUCAGGCCUUGGAUUUGCCUAUGCACAGGCCCCUCAGUCCAUGCGAUCAGUGGUGCAGGCAGCAUGGUUACUGACCACUGCCUUUGGUGAUUUAAUUGUGGUCAUUGUGGCUGAGGUCAGACUUCUGCCAAACCAGAUGUCUGAAUUCUUUCUGUUUGCUGGACUUCUGUUAGUGGAUGUGGUUAUUUUCACUAUCAUGGCUGCUUUUUACAAAUGUGUCAAAAUGGAGGACGAAGCAGUCGUUGUAAAUAAAACUGCAGAUGAUACAGGCUUGAUCAAUUCAUCGUUCAACGAAGAGAUGCCUCUUCAGGAUAAAGAUUAACAGAGUUUUGAUUGGCUGCAGUUCAUUCUACCUUCAUAUAGCAGAUCUCAAACCCUACCUCUAUCACAGAGAACUAGCACAUCCAUGAGACAAGUGCAGAUCAAAUGAUCUGAACCAUUGUCAAAAGUUGCUCCUUAGUGCCUCAAGAGGAGACACUGAGGGCUUCCAACUCCAGGGCAAUGUUCUUAUUUUAAAGAAACUGUCACUGCAUUACUCCUUAUUGGGAAAUGAGGUGAUUUUGUUAUUAUUAUUAAGGAAAUCAGGCUCUUACCCUGUUGAAAUUUUCAUGUUUAUAAAAUGGUGGAUCUGAUUAUUUUGCAUUCCACUGUUGCAUUGCAUGGAUGAUCACAUUUAGAGAUACAUUGGUGUUCAAGUAAAUACUGACUCAAUGCAAAAUGUGCACCUAUAUAAUAAGAUAAAAAUGUAUAUUUCUAAAGACAAUCCUUAAAGCCAAACAGUCCAGCCAUAAAGAAAAUGUGAGAAUGAACGUUUAUGGGGAGUUGUUUGUUCAGUAUAUAUAUACUUAUCUUCAAAGUAGAUACUUUAUUAUCCUGUGAUCUCGGUGACCAGUGCUCUUUAUAAAAUUUUAUGAUUUUUAUUUCUUACUAAGAAAACUAAUCGUUGCAAGCACACUUAGAUAAGAUUAUGAUAUGCUCUUUUCUCAUUAUAAAUAUUAAUUAUAUUAAAAAUUAUAAUUAUUAUAUUUGCCUUCAAAAUAGCUGAACCAAGGUGUGGUCUAAUAUCUAAUAUGUGUAAUUUUAUUAUGUUUAUAUAUAGAUAGAUAUGUACAUGUGUGGUAUCAUGGAGAAAAUUGGAGAGGAGGGAAAAUUCAACUCAAAAACUUAAUCUCACACCUCUUUAAAAGCACAAUGAUAAUAAUUCAAAAUUACAUUCCUUAUACUGUGUUCUACCAGUUUUAUACCAUGUGAUAUUUCUGUUGACUUUACAUGUGUUAUGUUGUGCAACAUCUGCACUGCAAAUACUUGUUAAAGAUCCAAAGCUUUUUAUUUUUUUUAAUGUGGACUUAGUGGGUUUAUUUUCCUGUUUUUCAGGAAACUGUCCAACUUUGCAAUCAAGCUCAUAAAUUCUUGAAGCCACUAACUUUUUAAAUGAUUAAUAUUUUGCUUGCUUACCUUGGAUCUUGUACUGUUUUAAACUGAAAUCUGAUUGUUAUUGAUGUAUAAAAAAGAUUUUUAGCCUACUAUAAUUGGGUUAAUAUGCUUCAUCUUAUAUUUUUCCCUUGUAUAUAGAUUUAAUAAAUUAUUUGUGACUGUACAUGCAUAAUUAUCUGUAUACUGUCUACUUCUUUAUAGGUGUCAUUUUAUGAAUAAUUUCAUUAUGUCAGUCCUGUGUUCAGAAUAAAAUUUGAGGUAUGUGUGCAAUUUGAUAAGGCAAGCCUUCACCAGACCAAUAAAGCACAUGUACUUCAACAUUA